Messenger RNA from Nerophis ophidion (straightnose pipefish), 1297 nucleotides. Its product is annotated as eukaryotic translation initiation factor 5A-1-like. Lineage: Eukaryota; Metazoa; Chordata; Actinopteri; Syngnathiformes; Syngnathidae. The transcript has 5 exons. Gene Ontology annotation, biological process: positive regulation of translational termination; positive regulation of translational elongation. Gene Ontology annotation, molecular function: RNA binding; translation elongation factor activity; ribosome binding. The record is from RefSeq and is a predicted model, not a curated record. Bases 16 to 663 code for a protein of 215 amino acids.
CUAAAGAGCCGCGGGAUGCCGACACUGCCAUAUAUGGUAAGAGAGCGCUGGAGAGGUGGAGCCUGCUUCCGAUUCCGCUCGUCACGUGAUCACGUUACCUGCACGCCCUCCGGCUUUCCUGUCGGGACUACAAAAGCCUCUGCGCAUGCGUGUCAAGUCCUUUUUGUUUUUUUCCUGGGGCUCCUGUACGACUCAAGCAUGUUUGCCUCGGACGGCAUAGAUUUUGAAAGUGCGGAUUCUGGGGCUUCCGCAACUUUCCCGAUGCAAUGUUCCGCCCUGAGGAAGAACGGCAAUGUCAUGCUUAAAUCUCGUCCUUGCAAGAUAGUGGAAAUGUCUACUUCCAAAACUGGCAAGCAUGGGCACGCAAAGGUACAUCUCGUCGGAAUUGAUCUUUUUACCGGCAAGAAGUAUGAAGACAUUUGUCCAUCAACGCAUAACAUGGAAGUCCCCAAUGUGAAAAGGGACGACUACAUGGUAGUGUGUUUGACUGAUGGCUUUUUGCACCUGAUGGACGAAUUUGGGGAAAUGAGAGAGGACCUUGGACUUCCAAGCGGCGAUUUGGGCAAAGAAAUUGAGGAAAAAGUAGCUACUGGAACGGAUUUCAGUGUCACUGUGAUUAAGGCUUUGAACGAAGAAGCAAUAAUCUCCCUCAAGAAGGUUUAAGUCCAGGACCGAGCUGAAGACACCACAGAUCUGGAACUGUGGACUGGAUCGGUUCUUUCUUUUAAAACCAUCCCAGUUGAAGUCCUCUAUGUUUAAUUUCAACAUCGGCGUUUUAGAGAGUUUAUUGGAAAAGUAUGCCUUCGAAUAUCAGCCAGUGUUGACUUUCUUGGCUCGCAGUCAGAGGUAUCUUUUAUUUUUUUUAGCUUUUGGGUGGAGGGAGAGUACACGUUACUUCUUUGGGGGUGGGUUUUUAUUUUUAGAUGUUUUUUUUUUUUCUCCUUUUAAAUGUUUCAGUUUUAAACCUAAUGCCUUGUUUAUAUCCUGAACCUUCCCCUCCGAACCAUUAGCUUAGCAUGACAUGCGCCUAAAAGAAAUCUAACCUUGUUGAGGACGUGCAGGCCAUACCUGCGAUUGCCGUUUCUGAUUUUGAAUCGGUUUGUAAAAACAGCACUUCCAGCUGCAAUAACACUCCAUCCCUCAACAUGGUCGGAUGAAGGAAGCUAACAAGCUAAAUAGUCAUCAUGUGUGCUCGCUCAAAGAAUUGGAAGGAUCUCACAUCUCUACAUAAGCUAGCCUCUAUUGGAGAAUAUUUUUCCAUCAUAUCUAAAUGGAGAUUAAAAACGUUUACACAUUG